Molecule: messenger RNA, 2068 nt
Organism: Ectocarpus sp. CCAP 1310/34
Lineage: Eukaryota; Phaeophyceae; Ectocarpales; Ectocarpaceae
Source: the annotation of a GenBank genome assembly
GUUGGGUGGGCGAGCCGUGAGCACCUGUUCCGCCCCAAACUGGGUUGGCAUGGCUCGAUAUGGUGGCCUUUUCGGUAUCAUGGCUAUGGUGAUGCUAUCCCCACCCUGCUUGGCGCUAGUCAGAACCGAGUUGAUCGAAGAAUCGGGGGUUUCGGCCACGCUGGUUGCUGAUGCGUUCGGGGCCGCCGCCGGCGGGUAUAUGCAUUUCGAAGUUGAGCCGACGCCCGAUUGGCCGAGCAACGGCGUCGCCUACCUUGUCGUCGUGGCGGAGAGCGUGACAUCUCAGUAUUUCACCACCCUGCUUGAGAUGAACGAUCUGGAAGCGGACGAUCCGCCUCCGGUGUGCGCGGCUCCUUCGGCCGGCCGUUUCGAGAUCACGGGCCACGAUUCGUUCAACAUGUCCAUCGCACACCACGACCUGUUCUCCGCGUACCUCGUGGUGUGCGAUCGGGGGGGCAGCUUCUACGGGCACGUGACGUCGACCUUCCUCAACCGUGUGCCCGAGGGGGACCUCACCCAACACCUCCCCAUCAACCAGGCCAUGCUGCCCGCGCUGUACACGUUGAUGAGCGUGGUCUACGUGGCGCUGACCGCGGCGUGGCUGGGCGAGAUGGUUCGUCUCCGUCGCCACGUGCUGCCCGUGCACUCGCUGUGCCUGGCGUGCGUGGUCGUCAAGACCGUGCAGUUCAUCCUUCGGGCGAUCUACUUCCACCGACAGAGCGUUCACGGCGGGGAGGGGGACAGGGAUCGACUGCUUGGCGCCGCGGUGGUGUUCUUCAUCGUCCUGUUCCAGGUGGUGUUCUUGCUGACGCUGCUGCUGUUCAGCCUCGGCUGGGGGUUCAUACGGCCCGCCCUUCGGUCCAAGGAAGGCUGGUUGGUAACCAUCACCAUCGGGUUCUAUGCAGGCGUUUCCCUGAUUGACGCCAGCUGUGACGACACGAACUCCUCCAGCUGGUGCAGCGGUGUCGGCCUCAUGGCGUACGCCGUCCGCAGCCUGGUGAUGCUCACCACCGUCGUUGCCAUCAACUUCAACAUCACGCACAUCCGCUUCUGUAUACAGCUCCCUUGGACGAGCAGCAGCGCCCUCGAGUACGUCAAGCUGAGCCGGUAUCUGUCCUACCGUAUGACUUUCCUGGCGUACUUACUCAUGCCCACGGUGUUGUUGAUGGUGAGGGUGUUCAUCCUCUCGUGGGAAUACGACUGGAUCUACGUCGCCCUCGAUGAGUUCGUCAGCUUCCUCGUCAUCGUGCAUCUCGGGGUUACCUUCGCCCCGCUCGACCCGUGGUUACUGACUCGCGCUUUCGAUCAUAGCUUGGAGCAGCAGGGGUCGUGACGACGCCACACACGUGCGUGAUGACCUCUACCUUAGAUAGGGUAUGCUAUUGUACCGGUUGAGUCUAGAACUCAGGUACACCUCUUCAGCGUUCUGUUUUGUGCGUAGACGUGGAGUGUGGCCUUUAGUUCGUUCGUUGUGGGUUCUUCGCAGGACCCCUGCUGUAUUGUAUGUAGGCAAACGUGUAAUAUGCUUUUACCUCGGUCUCUUGUGAUGUUUUGUGGUGUAGUGGUGUUGAUUGGUGCGCAAGGUACGCGCCUGUUGUGUCCAAAACCAGAUAUUUUAGUCGUACCAAGAAGCCGGGUUCCUUUGGGUUAGGGUCAGGGGUAGUUUUUGCUGCCUGGGUGGUACAAGGGGUGGUGUCUACUAGGUGGUCAGAGUUGAUUUCGGGCGAGUGAUCGCGCACUAGGCGCACGCUAGCAUUUGGUAGCCUUCGAACUAGCGUCCAUGCUCUGCCGUACCCGGUUGGGUGUGGGACGAUCAUGCAAGGGCACCAGGAAGACAUCUUUCGUUGCUUGAAAAGCUGAACAUCUCCCGAGUACGUAGAAAUGUGGUGGACAGGGCUUCCAGAAACAAGGAGAACGCAAGCAGUUUGCACGGCUACACGGCAUGAUGCGCUCGUUUCUUUCGGGAAAAGCUGUUCUAAUCCCCGCAUGGUUUGCGCUGGCCGAACGCGACCACCUUCUUCUUGUCUUUCGCUGCAGUAUUUCCUCAGUUUCUCCUGAACGACCGUCG